ACGCAGAAAGCACGUGUCCAACUAAUGGCAGAAAGCAAUUGCACCCAAGCGACUGAGUUCAGCUUAACGGGGUUCACAGAGGACCCAAUGACUCAGGUCACCCUCUUCCUGAUGUUUCUGCUCACCUAUCUUGUCACCAUCCUGGGGAACCUUGGGAUGAUCGUGUUAAUCAGGGCCAGCCCUCAGCUCCACUCCCCCAUGUAUUAUUUCUUGGCUAACCUGGCUUUUGUAGACCUCUGCUCUUCCACCGUCAUCACCCCCAAGAUGUUGGUUGACUUUGUAUCAGAGAAGAAGGGCAUUGCUUACGCUGGGUGCGUGGCUCAGGUGUUCAUUUUUGAUCUUUUUGGGAUGACCGAGUGCUUCCUGCUGGCUAUGAUGGCGUACGACCGUUACGUGGCCAUUUGCCAUCCCCUGGUGUAUGCCCUUGUCAUGUCCCCAAAGUGCUGUUUCCAGCUGGUGACUGGGUCAUACCUCGUGGGGCUGACAAAUGGCAUGGGGCAGACUAUCAGCAUGUCCAAUUUAUCCUUCUGCGGCUCCAGCGUCAUUGACCUGUUCUUCUGCGACAUUUCCCCUCUGAUAUCACUCUCAACCUCCGACACCACCCUCAGCGACAUUAUCCUAAGAACUUCAGCAUCUUUAUUCGGUGUGUCCAGCAGCCUGGUUGUCCUGGUCUCCUACGUGGCCAUCAUCUCCACCAUCCUGAGCAUCAGUUCAGCCGAGGGCAAGCGCAAAGCCUUCUCCACCUGCGCUUCCCACCUCACCACUGUGAGCAUCUUCUACGGGACAUCGCUUUUUAUGUACUUAAAGCCCAGCUCAGACAGCUCAAGAGAAGAUAAAUGGGCCGUGGUGCUCUACACUGUGGUGACUCCCAUGCUGAACCCCUUGAUCUACAGCCUGAGGAAUAAGGAGGUGAAGGAGGCUUUGAAGAGACUCACAAAAAUAAAAUAUCUUGAAUGUUCAAGAAAAAUACAGAUGACAGUAAACUACCCGUUUUGUGAUGAUGAUGAGUGCCUGGACACAGCCAUAGCAAGCAAGGUUCCCCUCUCUUCAUCAUCUCACAUGUCUCCAGAUGUGUUCAUCAGGACCUACUGA
Messenger RNA from Gymnogyps californianus (California condor), 1092 nucleotides. Its product is annotated as olfactory receptor 1052. The record is from RefSeq and is a predicted model, not a curated record. The coding region runs from base 25 to 1092 and encodes 355 amino acids. The transcript is spliced from 3 exons. Gene Ontology annotation, biological process: G protein-coupled receptor signaling pathway; sensory perception of smell. Lineage: Eukaryota; Metazoa; Chordata; Aves; Accipitriformes; Cathartidae. Gene Ontology annotation, molecular function: olfactory receptor activity; odorant binding; G protein-coupled receptor activity. Gene Ontology annotation, cellular component: membrane.